Prorocentrum cordatum is the source of this 402-nucleotide messenger RNA. The record is from the annotation of a GenBank genome assembly. Lineage: Eukaryota; Dinophyceae; Prorocentrales; Prorocentraceae.
GCCGCCCUGCUCUCCGGUGCGGAGGCGCUGAUGCGCCACCCCCGCAUGGACGAGAAGCUGUUCGAGAGCCGCAUCAUGGACAGCACAAUUGAAGGCUUCGCCGACCGCAUGCAGAACUCUUCCGACCGCGCCGUGAGCCAGAAGGCGAUCAACCUGAUGACAAGUUGGUACUCGCUCAUCAAACAGGUGGUGCAGACGUCGCCGGCCGGCGGCGAGAACGCGGGCGGGCAGCAGCCCCCCGCGAGGCCGACGGGCUUCGAGUCGCCGUCGAAGCGGCGGCCAUCGGGUAUAUGCGACGAGAACAUGUUCUCGCCGCCCAACAGGCUCCGGACGCCUCAGCGCACCCCCGGGAGCAGGCCGCCUUCCGCGGCGGGCACGCCGGCGCGUCUCGGCGGCUGCUGA